AUGCUUAUUUCACUCAACGUAAGGAACAUCCAUAGAUUGUUAGUAUCUAUCGUCAUACAGUGGUGCAGUAUGGGGCAGUCGGGCUUGGCAGCAAUUACCCUUAGGAUGCCGUUGUUGCUGGUACGUAAGCGCUGCAGGAGAGACGCUGCUUUUCUACGCAUUAUGGCGAAAAAGUCAUUAGUGUGUGCGUCUGCGAAAAAUAAAUACUACUUAACAAAAUAUAAAAAUACUUAA
Messenger RNA from Parnassius mnemosyne (clouded apollo), 234 nucleotides. Lineage: Eukaryota; Metazoa; Arthropoda; Insecta; Lepidoptera; Papilionidae. The record is from the annotation of a GenBank genome assembly.